UUCUUUUUUUAUUGUCUAUGGCCGUCCGAGUUUGCGUCACACAACAAAAACAUUGGAGGUUAUAAAAUAUAAUUUAAGAAGUACAUAUUUCCAACUUCCAAAAUAUUUUCCAACUUAAACAUGCCUGAAGUGGAGGUGAAAAGAAAAGCGGACGACAUGUCCGUAGUUCCAGCCAAACGUACACGCACCGAGAUCUCCGUUGUUGGAACUCGGGAGAAAGCCGUAGUAACUUCUACUGUGCCUCGUACUUCAAACUUGUAUGCACCUAUUAUGUUACUGGAAGGGCACCAGGGUGAAGUGUUUACAUCAAAGUUCCACCCUGAAGGUAAACACUUGGCUUCGGGAGGAUUUGACCGACAAAUAUUCCUAUGGAAUGUCUACGGCCAGUGUGAGAAUGUAAUGGUGAUGAAAGGCCACACGGGUGCCAUCAUGGAGUUAUGCUUCUCUCCGGACGGUGCCCACCUAUAUUCCUGUGCUACAGAUAAUACAGUUGCUGUGUGGGAUGUCCCCACUGGAACCAGGAUCAAGAAACUUAAGGGGCAUGCCAGUUUUGUUAAUUCUGUCUCAGGAGCAAGAAGAGGUCCAGAAUUAUUAGUAUCAGCAUCAGAUGACAACACCAUAAAGCUAUGGGAUGCAAGAAAGCGGAACCCCAUAGCAUCAUUUGACAGUGGAUACCCUGUGACAUCAGUUCUCUUCAAUGAUACAGCAGAAAAGAUCAUUUCUGGAGGCAUUGAUAAUGUUGUCAAAGUAUGGGAUAUCAGGAACAAUCAGAUCUCAUACAAAAUUAAAGGCCAUACAGAUACUAUAACAGGCAUGGCAUUGUCAUAUGACGGGUCUUACCUGCUAUCAAACUCGAUGGACAACACGCUGCGGAUAUGGGAUGUGCGACCAUUUGCACCAUCAGAACGCUGUGUCAAGUUAAUGUCUGGCCAUCAGCAUAACUUCGAGAAGAAUUUGUUACGCUGUGCAUGGUCACAUGAUGGUUCAAAGGUGGCAGCAGGAUCGGCAGACCGUUUCCUCUACAUAUGGGACACGACAUCGCGCCGAGUACUCUACAAGCUGCCGGGACACAAUGGCUCCGUCAAUGACAUAGACUUCCAUAGAACAGAGCCCAUCGUCUUGUCAGCUUCCAGCGACAAACAGCUUUAUUUAGGAGAAAUUGACAAUUGAGACUUAUGAUAGUGAUUGUGCUGUGGUAUCAAUGUGUUGAUGCGUGUGGAGACUAUUAUUUUAAGCCAAUUCUUUAAGAGUUAAUAAGAUGCCUCGACAAAAGGAAACUAUGUAUGUUUUUAUGUCCUACAACAGAUAUCUGCCAGAUUAAUGGCAAAUAAAUGGUACUUUGUUUUGCCAUUUUAAAUAUUUUGUAAAAACUGAGUAUAGAACUUAAAUAAGUUAAUAAAAUGACCAUCUAAUUAAAA
Helicoverpa zea (corn earworm) is the source of this 1418-nucleotide messenger RNA. RefSeq names its product U5 small nuclear ribonucleoprotein 40 kDa protein-like. The transcript is spliced from 6 exons. The record is from RefSeq and is a predicted model, not a curated record. Gene Ontology annotation, cellular component: catalytic step 2 spliceosome. NCBI's taxonomy places the organism in Eukaryota, Metazoa, Arthropoda, Insecta, Lepidoptera, Noctuidae. The coding region runs from base 121 to 1170 and encodes 349 amino acids. Gene Ontology annotation, molecular function: RNA binding; protein binding.